Molecule: messenger RNA, 4246 nt
Organism: Trichomycterus rosablanca
Lineage: Eukaryota; Metazoa; Chordata; Actinopteri; Siluriformes; Trichomycteridae
Gene: rab11fip5a
Product: RAB11 family interacting protein 5a (class I)
Exons: 5
Coding region: 34-1998 (654 amino acids)
Biological process (GO): regulated exocytosis
Cellular component (GO): recycling endosome; mitochondrion; secretory granule
Molecular function (GO): small GTPase binding
Source: RefSeq, a predicted model, not a curated record
CUGUAUGAGUGUGAAGCGCGAGCGUGCGCGCCCAUGGCCUCGGUAAGCAGGGACGAGGAGCAGCGAUGGGUGCCCACACAUGUGCAGGUGCUGGUGAUUCGCGCCCGCGGGCUACGUGCCAAGGGCAAACAUGGUACAAGCGACGCGUACGUCGUGGUGCAACUGGGCAAGGCCAAGUAUUCCACGUGUUUGAUGGAGAAAACCAGGGCGCCCGAAUGGGGAGAGGAAUGUUCGUUUGAGCUGCAGCCCGGCGUGCUCGAGGAUGGCAGCCGCGACAUGCUCCCGGCCGGCACCUGCGACCUCACCCUCACCGUCAUGCACCGCGCGCUCAUCGGCCUCGAUGUAUUCCUAGGUCAGGCUGUUAUCGCCCUGGAUACAGCGUUCCGAGAGCGAGCGUGCAUGAGAAACGAAUGGUAUAGACUUCAUUCCAAGACAGGCAAAAAAGAGAAGGAAAGGGGGGAGCUUCAACUUACCGUGCAGUUCACUCGCCACAACCUGACAGCCAGCAUGUAUGACCUCUCCAUAAAGGACAAGCCUAGGUCAGCCUUCAUCAGACUGCGAGAGCGCAUGCGUGCCAGAAAGCAUUGUGGAGAUGAAGAGUCCUCCUCAGCCAUUGUACCAGGGGGCUAUGGGGGUCAGGCCCGCAUAAGAGGGCGUCUGCCAAGUGAUGGUGGUGGAGAGGAAGAUUAUGAGGAUGAUGAAGGUGGGGAGUUGAGAAGAAGUAAGAUGAGAAGUUACUUCCUUCAUGGGAGAUUAAGAAAGUCUUCAGACACACGUUCUAGCACAUCACUGGGCUCAGAGAGCAGCGAGUCGUCUUCCAGAGGAGGAAGCCUCAGCCCCACUGCGGGGAUCAGUGUGGUGGUUUCUGACCUCUCCAACUCGCCCAGCAACAGCAGCAACCUAACUGUAGACAGCCCAGAGCACACAGUAGCCCCCUCACCUCUCGUCUCUCCCGUUAGACAUGUGUUUAAUGAGGUGUGUGAUAUUAGCAUCCCGGUGCCUCACUCCCUGACAAGUGAUGGUGAUGCCCCAAUUCUUUUACCCUCUGUAUGUGUAAAUGGAAAUCCAGUAGAAACGUCUCCUCUUACUCAUCAACCCCCCUCACUGGUACUACAGCAACCCAAGCCACAAAUGCAGCCAGAUCAGGAGCAGACAAAAACUUCAUCACAGACAAGCCCACCAGAAAUAGACAAACCAACUUUGACCCAGACCUCAGCACCUCAGACCCGGCAGCCAAAGGUAGAGUCUAAGCCCAAACCAGAACCUCACUUCCCAGUGGUAGGGCUGCUGCAGAAAGGCCCUGCACUGUCUCUGUCCAUGCAGAACCUAUCUCGCCAUAAGGAAGAGCAGAAGGGUGGGGGCCCUCUAGAUGGACGUCGCUGGUCUUUUGAUAAACCUGGAGAAGAGGAGAAGGCUGCCAUCGCAGCUGCGUUGGAGAAUACAGGGUUGGUAGUUGAUGAGCCAGUGGAACAAACUACUGUUACUGUGAGCGAGGCAGAAGUUCAGAGCAAGAAGAAGCGGGGCUUGUUCUCAAUUGGAAAAGAGGAGACGCAGCCAGCUGCAGAAGGGAAACACAGAGGAUGGUUCAGCUCGAAGGACAGUAAACCAAGUCCACACCCAGUAAAACCACUGACUCCUCCGGAUGAGAAAAAGUCAGAAGGUCGCUCUGUGCUGGAGAAGCUAAAGUCCACCAUUAACCCUGGAAGAAGCCACCAUGGAGAUCAUGAACCUGAAAAGAAACUACUAGUGGAGGGUGGCGGCUCCUAUUACCACCUGAACCAUAAUGAGCUGGUGUCCCUUCUGCUGCAGCGGGAUUCUGAGCUCCAGCAAGAGAGAGAAGAAUAUGAUCGACGUGGGUUUUUGCUAGAGAAGCGAGAGGUGGAGAUAAAGAAGAUGAAAGCUGUUAUUAGAGAUCUGGAAGACUACAUUGACACUUUGCUCGUUCGAAUUAUGGAACAAACUCCGGCAUUGUUGCAGGUCCGUUCCAAGAUGAAAUGAACUUUUAAAGGCCUAGCAUACCUUUAACUACUUUUUCACAAAUCUUUUUUGGGCAGAAGCUGCAACCUUGCACUGCUAAUGCUACCAUGUAAAUGUAGAGUUUAGCAACUGGCAUUGUUGAACAGGUACAGAUUUGGCAUUAUUAGUCUCUAAAUGCAGUGGUUCCCUAUGUGGGGCUCCAUACCCAACCCCCCAACCUAAAUCACUUAUAGGAAAAAAAAUACUUAGCUGAUGUACACGUCCUCUAGACAGAGGUUUAUCUGUCCAGCUAGUUACCAAAGCCAUCUGUCAAUCAAAGGGAGGUGUGGUCUUUUUGAACUGUUUUUGGAUACCUGGGUAAGUAGUUUUUGCUGCUCAAAUAUGCAUUUUACCAAGUUCCUUUUCCUCACAUUAAAGGGGCCCAUCACAUUUACAAAUACUGUGCUGCUUGAACAGGCCAGUUCAUAAAGAGACAGAAAAAAGAUAUAAAUAAGUGGAACUGGUUUAUUCACAUCUGCUUGUGCCUCAUGUAACGUCUUCCGCACUUUACUGACAAGCAUAAAGCUAGAGGCUCACAUCCAACAUGCUAUUUCUCAUCCAAGUCAUUGUCCAUCAACCUGUCUCCUUCCCUUUUGCACUUUGCUUGCGCUAACAUGUACACAUUAUGGCCAGUGCUUUCAGGUUUAAUAAACAGUACAUAUAAUGUCCUUACUGCAUAUAUGCCACUGAUGAAAUGCCAAAUGCUGCCUUAUCAUAUGUCUCUGUUCUGUUAUUGCUGAAACCAUCACUUUACCUGCAAGUAUUGUUGAAGGGGAUAGUCGGUUCCAACUUAAUUACCAACAGACUGUUAAAGUCAGGUAUAUGCCAUAGAUUACUGCCUCAGUGUUGAAUUGUAAACAAACAAACUGGCUAAAACAGGGAGAAUGAGGAUUAAAGAAUACUAAAUACCAGAAGUUGCUAUAAUAGUGUUAGAGUAACACCAGUGCAGCCAUGGCCCUGAUGUUCUGAUAUUAGUAUGAUGUUGCCACAGUCAGUGUUUCUGCAGUGUAGUACCAUCUGUAAUUGUGUGGUAGAAGCCCAUGUUACAGCACUUUCAAACUACACACACAUUUAAUCUGGUUCUUCCUCAAAAACAUAGGAAACUUACUAAUCGAACACAAAUAGAUGCACUUAUACACCGCACUAGCUCAUUCCUAUAUUGAUAUAAGCAGUAUUCCUGUGCUACUCUAAGUGUCGAUUAGAAGUCAACAAUAUAUGUUACUUGUCAAAUACUUGGGUUGAUUAAGAAGCACUUGACAGUCUAUGUGCUCUGCCUCGCUUUGAGGUAUCACUUUGUCUCUUGUUUCGUAUGUAUGUACGCAUUUGAUGUUUGGGCUGGUAUAGAUGGCUUUUAAUAAUGUCAGAGACUACAAGUUUACAAUUCUUAAACACCCAAUAUGUUUAUUGCAGGCUUCAUUACGUUUUUCUGUUUUGUUUUUCUUUACUUUGCAUUCAGUUGGAGGUUGUGUGAACCACUUUGUCCUAAUGCCACUGUUUUCAUGUUUGUUUUUUUCUUCUUUGCAAAUUAUGGUCAAGUACAUUUUGAAUGUUUUAUUUAUUUUGGUUCCUAUUUUAAAAUUUACUGUUCCAACAAGUAUCACUGUGUUUAUCAGGGUGGCUACUUUUUUCUUUAAGGGUCAGUAAUAAAGAAAGCAAUAGUGCAGAAUGAAAGUUACUAAAUGUGGAUGAAUGAGUAUAUAAAUGAAUAAAUAGGUAAAUGAAUGUAGUGCUAGACAACUGGAAUCCAGCUUGCAAUCCAGUUGGGAGGUACAAGUGUCCUUGUCUUAACGUUAUGUUAUAGAAUGUUUAACGAAAGGAAUAUGAAAUUAGAUUUUUGCUAUUUUAAUUAUAAAUCUAAUGAUGAAAGUUGUCAUUCUGUAGCAGAUGUUUUAUUAAGUUUAUUUUGUUCCUCAUGCUGCAAUUCCUAUAUUUUUUAAAUGACCAGAAUAAAUUACCAUAUUAACUGCAUAUGUUUUAUUUUGAAUAAAAUUGUUUGAAAACAUACUGCAUUUUUAUCAGUACAUUAAUGUUUUAUACCUGCUUCUUUUGAGUUCUGUAAUUCAUCAAAUAAAAGAGAUUAGAAGGCAUAUGCACACUGAUUGCUCCAUUAACCCUUUGAUGCACAAGCUAAGCAAACCCCUUCUAAUGCACAAGAAUAUUUUCAUAUGCACAUUUGUCAGUUAUUCAUGUAUUUGCUGUCUUAGCUAAUAAAAGCUAUCUAUACUAGAAU